UUGAGUUUUAGCGCAAAGAUGGCACCGCGCAUUCGCUGUCCGCACAGACGGCCAGCCAUCUCCGAAACAUUAAAACCGGCGGGAACUUUCUUUGCAACAGCAACUGCAGAAGUGCCGCGACGCUCAGCAACAAGCCCGCUCCUUAGCCUCCACGCUCCUCUCCCUUUCAUCCACAUUUAACGAGCCUAUUACCUCUGAGCCGGUGCUGGAAAUUGAACUAAACGAACUCGAAUCCGAAACAGAAUGAUUUCCUGAGCUACUACCGCAGGAUGAGUUUAACGAGCCUGCUCUGAUAGAUCUCGAUGUGCUCCAGGCUUUGAAGCUCAAAGGUUCAGAGGCUCGUAAGUGGUUAUCGAAGCAACUGUUGCUUCCUGAAUGGAUGAUAGAUGUUCCUGAUCGGCUUAGCGAAGACAGAUACGUACUUGCAAGGCCUUCCGGUAAAUGAUGCUUUGUAGUUUCAUCAGCAGGCUACGAAAUGGAUCAAUUCUGCAUCGGUUUCCUUCUGCUCUACCUAACGGAGCAAAGACAAAAAAAUGCCUCUGGAUCCGGUCAAACAUAUUGUAUUCUAAAUUGUAUAUUUCAGGAGCUGAGUUUCGCUUCUUCUGGCUCAAUUCCAAGCUUGUUGAAACUGGUGCUUGUGAGCCACCUUCAUACUAUCACGAAUAUAAAUUCAGCUUGAUACCUUUGUAUACAUGCCAUCAAAAUAGUCUCUAUGUGGCUUAUACAGGAGCCGUACCUUUUGUCAAGGAUGAUCUAUUAUUUUACAAGCAUUCCCAUUACCAGCCAGAUACACCACUUGCAUUGGUCUGGAAGGAUGAGAAUUGCAGUCGAUAUGUUAUUGACACAGAUAAAAUGGACAAGUUCCAAGCCAGCAGCAGCUGGUUUUGGAGCUACAAGGUGAUGGAAAGGGUGCUACAUUUGAUGAUCCUUCUGUGGACAUUGGUUGCUUAGAUGGUGACUUGAUCGAAAAGGUUUUGUUGAUCCAAAUUUAACCCUUUCUAUGGUUCAUUAGUUUUAAAAUUCUUUUGUUUAUUACAUGUUGCUUCCUUCGACUACAUUUCUGCUUGCAAUGAGGUCUGUGGUUAUUAUGUCUUCUUUCUGUCCUUGUUGGUUUGUUGUGUAAUUUGGCAUGGUACCUAUGUCACCAUAUCUUAGUUUUAAUGUUGUUAUUGGGGAUUGUGUUAGCUGAAGAAACUGUUGCUUGAUA
Cucurbita maxima (winter squash) is the source of this 1207-nucleotide messenger RNA. Its product is annotated as snurportin-1-like. Lineage: Eukaryota; Viridiplantae; Streptophyta; Magnoliopsida; Cucurbitales; Cucurbitaceae. Gene Ontology annotation, biological process: snRNA import into nucleus. The transcript has 5 exons. Bases 442 to 951 code for a protein of 169 amino acids. Gene Ontology annotation, cellular component: cytoplasm; nucleus. The record is from RefSeq and is a predicted model, not a curated record.